AUGACUCCUGCUGCCCUGCUGUGGCUGUCCCUGCGACUGCCCACACAUUCUGCCCUAACUAAGCGAAAAUUUGCUGCUCCACACAAGACAUCGAGACUCGCGACCUUACCAACUGAACUCCCCGACCACUCCUUCAUUGUCGACCAGCAAGACAACACAGACAAGAUGGGUAGACUUCACAGCAAGGGAAAGGGCAUUUCUGCCUCCGCGAUCCCAUACUCUCGCGCCGCGCCUGCAUGGUUGAAGACCACCCCCGAGCAGGUCGUUGAGCAGAUCUGCAAGCUUGCCAGAAAGGGUGCUACCCCUUCGCAGAUUGGUGUCAUUCUCCGUGACUCCCACGGUGUUGCCCAGGUCAAGAUCGUCACCGUCGAACGGUAUGGUACCCUCGGGGCUUUUUAUUCGGAUGUGGUGAAGGAAAUAUACAUCUGCCAAGAGAAACAUAUCUCUAUUUUUGCCUCUGUGCGGUCAAGACUGACAGAGAGAACUUUGACAGGCCUUGCCCCCGAGCUUCCUGAGGACCUGUACAUGCUGAUCAAGAAGGCUGUUUCCGUCCGCAAGCACCUCGAGCGCAACCGCAAGGACAAGGACUCCAAGUUCCGUCUUAUUCUCAUCGAGUCCCGAAUCCACCGUCUGGCUCGUUACUACAAGACCGUCGGCGUUCUGCCUCCUACCUGGAAGUACGAGUCUGCUACUGCCUCCACCAUUGUCGCAUAG
This is a messenger RNA of Metarhizium acridum CQMa 102, 714 nucleotides long. NCBI's taxonomy places the organism in Eukaryota, Fungi, Ascomycota, Sordariomycetes, Hypocreales, Clavicipitaceae. The record is from RefSeq and is a predicted model, not a curated record.